Molecule: messenger RNA, 1866 nt
Organism: Phaeoacremonium minimum UCRPA7
Lineage: Eukaryota; Fungi; Ascomycota; Sordariomycetes; Togniniales; Togniniaceae
Product: putative serine threonine-protein kinase srk1 protein
Exons: 4
Coding region: 1-1866 (621 amino acids)
Biological process (GO): protein phosphorylation
Molecular function (GO): protein kinase activity; ATP binding
Source: RefSeq, a predicted model, not a curated record
AUGUCUACCAUGCAGCAGCUGAAGAACUUCAUCCGUCAUGGCAAGCAAGCGCGUGUAGCAAACGACGAACCGCCCCGAAAGAACGAUUAUUCACCUCCACAAUCACAACCUGUCAACCCAGCACCUGUUAAGGAUAUGGUGCCUCAGACCGAACCCGCUCUAGGCGGCGCGCCUGGCGGCCACCACCCUGCAGCUGUCCCCGAUGCGUACUCUGUCGCUCCGGGCGAGGGCGGCGCGAACCGCGUCGCUCAGGCUGGCCAUGCUGCCGCUCACCACGCCGAGGAGAACCAGGCCAUCCAUCACGGACAAGGCGCCUCACCGAAGACGAAGAAGCGGAUGGACGACGCCGCGAAGCUCGUUCAAGAAGAAAACGAGAGCCGAAGCAAAUUCCCCAGGUAUCCAGGACUCGAGAGAUGGGAGCUAGUGGAAAAGAUGGGAGACGGUGCUUUCAGCAACGUCUAUCGCGCAAGAGACCGGGAGGGGACUGCCGGAGAGGUCGCCAUCAAGGUCGUCCGGAAAUUCGAAAUGAACAACAUGCAGCGAGCGAAUAUUCUCAAAGAAGUGCAGAUAAUGCGACAACUCGACCACCCCAAUAUCAUCAAACUUGUUGAUUUCUCCGAAUCCCGUCAAUACUACUACAUUAUCCUCGAACUAGCUCCUGGCGGAGAGCUAUUCCACCAAAUAGUUCGAUUAACGUACUUUUCCGAGGACUUGUCACGGCAUGUCAUUGUCCAGGUGGCAAAGGCCUUGGAGUAUCUGCAUGAGGAGCGAGGAGUUGUUCAUCGUGAUAUCAAGCCUGAGAAUAUCCUGUUUAAUCCGAUACCAUUUGUAGCAUCCAAGCACCCACAGCCAAAGCAGCCGGGCGAUGAGGAUAAGGUCGAUGAAGGCGAGUUCAUCAGGGGUGUUGGUGCUGGCGGCAUCGGCCAGAUUAAGAUUGCGGAUUUUGGUCUAUCGAAGAUUGUUUGGGACAACCAGACGAUGACACCCUGCGGAACCGUUGGCUACACCGCGCCCGAGAUCGUCAAGGAUGAGCGAUAUUCCAAGUCCGUAGACAUGUGGGCGUUGGGAUGUGUGCUAUACACCCUACUUUGCGGGUUUCCUCCUUUCUACGAUGAGAGCAUAGAAGUUUUGACGGAGAAGGUCGCCAAGGGACAGUACACCUUCCUAUCACCAUGGUGGGAUGACAUCUCCAAGUCGGCCCAGGAUCUGAUUUCGCACUUGUUGAAUGUCGAUCCGGAUCAGCGCUAUACGAUCAAAGAAUUCCUGGCUCACCCUUGGGUUCGUGCAUCGGGCCCGAGCCCUGUCGUCGAAAAGAAGCACGGCAUCACGCCGGACGGCAUGCUUCGAGCAUUCGACGCGUCCAAGCUUGUUGAUGGCGAUAAGAGAUAUGACUUCCGUUCACCCGGCGCCGUUAACCUGCGUGAGGUGUUCGACGUUGGUUAUGCUGUUCACCGUCAAGAGGAAGAAGGCAAGCGAAGAAAACAAGUCGGCGGCAAAGUGGCUGGUAUCCCAUCACGUCUUGGUGGCUUGAAUGAGUCAGACGAAGACGAGGAUAUGCCAGAUGCGAACGACGCGAACCGCGAGUAUGUCCAUAAAAGCGCAGCUGCACAAAAUGCCACUCAAGCCCUGGAACAAAGUAUGCGUAAUACUCAGAUCAAGGAUACCGAGCAAGCUCAGCGUGGCCGCGACAGGGAGAGACAAGGGAACACUGCUGAGCAACGCGGGUAUGGCCAGCAUUCAGCAACGGUCACCGCGGCGGCGAGACAACAGGUCAGGGAUCGCAAUCGUCAGAAGGGUGCCUUCGAGUUGAACCUCGAUGGUGCAACGCUUCUUGGCCGAAGAAAUAAGCAACCUACUGUCGCUUAG